Ylistrum balloti is the source of this 1470-nucleotide messenger RNA. RefSeq names its product rho GTPase-activating protein gacK-like. The record is from RefSeq and is a predicted model, not a curated record. The transcript is spliced from 7 exons. The coding region runs from base 1 to 1470 and encodes 489 amino acids. NCBI's taxonomy places the organism in Eukaryota, Metazoa, Mollusca, Bivalvia, Pectinida, Pectinidae.
AUGAUGUCGGCGUACUCUUCAACUGAGUGGUAUCGCUGUCCAUUAAAUAUAGCGCGGAAUGGCUACCUCAGGACCUAUAACGGGCAUUGUUAUGAGUUCAUCAAUCACGAAGUUCACUGGGGUGUAGCUAGCGCUGCCUGUGGGAACAAGGGAGGUCAUCUGAUCGAAAUCAGAGACUACAACACUCAAGCUUUCGUGGAACGCAGCCUCAAGGAUCUGAACUGGAACCGAAAUGGGAUGUGGAUCGGCGCCCAUGACACGGCGGACGAGGGAUCAUGGAGAUGGGUAACAGGUGAUCCGGUGACGUGGGGGUACUGGGCGUCCGGACAGCCGGAAUGGUGUUUUUUUCCCUGUAUUGAGGACUGUGCCAAUCUACGUCUGGACGAUAAUUACAGAUGGCAUGACAAACCGUGUGAUGUUUUGAAUUACCAUUACUCUUACGUCUGUCAGUAUGACAUGGGUCCAGUAUCAACGACUACAACAACAACCACAACAACCACAACCACGCCCACAACAACUACCACCACACCCACAACAACCACAACCACGCCCACAACAACUACCACCACACCCACAACAACCACAACCACGCCCACAACAACUACCACCACACCCACAACAACCACAACCACGCCCACAACAACUACCACUACACCCACAACAACCACAACCACGCCCACAACGACUACUACCACGCCCACAACAACUACCACCACCACAACUACCAUUGGCGAAGGUCCAGGUGUUGUACAAGGUCGAGUUUCUGGUGACGCAAUCAACACCGAUACUCUGAUUGGACUGAUUAUUGGACUGCUGGUGGCCGUUUGUGUUCUUAUAGCUUUAGUGCUAUUUCUUUUCAUGAGAAGAUGUAGAUUAUCAAAGAAGAGACAAGAUAGCAACGGAUUUGAUAAUGUUGGUUAUGCCGUGAACACAGAUCAAGUGACCAUUUCUCAACGCGCACAAAUGGCAGAUUCAAGAGCCGCAGAGAAUAUAUACGUAACCCCUUCUGGCGUCCCUGUGUCACAACAUAACCAUAAUAAUGUGUAUGAUAACACACAGAACGAGAUACCAAGGAAGUUGAAAAUCACCAAUGUUGAUUCUGGGAAAACAUUCAGCAAGGAAGCCUAUGUGAAUUCAUUAUCUGACUUAAAAGUUGAUCUUGACAGCAAAAAAGGAGCUUGUGGUGGAGAGUAUGACACACUGGAAUCGUCAUUUGACGACGACGAUUCUGAUUCAGUAUUCAAAGAGAAAUUUGAUCAACAUUAUGCGGACAUACCAGAUAUGGCAUCUAACGAUUACGCCAAUACGUCUACUAUGACGUCAGUAAAAUCAAAUCUUUACGACGACAUUGACAUGAGCAGAGAAAACACUCUGAACAGCGAGACUGAAAACUACCUACGGGCUUACCAUCCUGAUAAUCUGACUAAAUCUCCUAUUGAUUUUGUACACAAUUUACAAGAUAAAGAGUAA